AUGUCAGACACGACUGUGGACACCAGCUCCGAGAUCACCACCAAGAACUUAAAGGAGAAGAAGGAGGUUGUGGAGGAAACAGAAAAUGGAAGACAUACAACCACUAAUAGGAACAUUAAUGAGGAAAAUGGGGAACAGGAGGCUGACAAUGAGGUAGAUGAGCAAGAAGAUGGGGAGGAGGAGGAGAAAGAGGAAGACGGUGAUGGUGUUGGUGAGGAAGAAGAUGGAGAUGAAGAUGAGGAGGCUGAGGCAGCUACGGGCAAACAGGCAGCUAAAGAUGAUGAGGAUGAUGAUGUUGACACCAAGAAGCAGAAGACCACCGAUGAGGAUGACUAG
Chrysochloris asiatica (Cape golden mole) is the source of this 336-nucleotide messenger RNA. RefSeq names its product prothymosin alpha-like. Lineage: Eukaryota; Metazoa; Chordata; Mammalia; Afrosoricida; Chrysochloridae. The record is from RefSeq and is a predicted model, not a curated record. Bases 1 to 336 code for a protein of 111 amino acids. Gene Ontology annotation, molecular function: histone binding. Gene Ontology annotation, biological process: positive regulation of transcription by RNA polymerase II; negative regulation of apoptotic process. The transcript has a single exon. Gene Ontology annotation, cellular component: nucleus.